UGACGUCACUGCCCGGGGUUUCCAUCGCCACUGGCUCCGGUUUGAGUGUAAGAGCUCGCGACGGCGUCAUGGCGGAGGCCGGCUGUUGUAGCACUCACGGCUGAAAUGCCUUCUAGCUUCUCUGGGUCUUCACUCUUACGGAAUACAAAGAAAUUUCAAACGCAGACGUUAUUUCGGAAGUCGGGAAACUGGGACUUAAAAAAAAAAACAACAACAUUUCCUCCGUAAGAAAAAAGUUGGACUGUUUUGGACCUGCACUCUAUCACACUCACACAGGGAGCUAGUUAGCUUAGCCGCGGUUAGCCGCUAAUGCUAACUGGGUGAGGGGAAAACAAGAAAAGGACACAGCGAGAGUUUCGGCUACGGAGCCGACUGGCGCCUGCUGGAGCCAGGUGAGCACCACUGUACAAAGCUGGAGCUUUGGGAUAUUUGAGGACCUGGGCAGGCCAACUAGCAAACAUAGGUAGUUUUGGAGACCUGUAUAUUUAAACCACAGCCAUGGAUGGCCGCAGUGAAGAUGAAAGUGUGAGCAACAGCAGUGGCGAUUCCAGUAACUCGGACGAUGAGUCUGGGUCUGGGUCUGGUUCAGGCUCUGGUUCCAGCUCUAGCAGCAGCAGCUCCAGUAGCAGUCAGUCAGGGAGCAGUGGCUCAGGAAGUGGCUCAGACUCAGGCAGCCAAUCCGAUUCUGACUCUGAAAAGUCAAAGGGGAAAAAUGGUCAAAAUAACUCUGGCAAGAUUGAUUCAGCAGAAUUUUGGAAGUCUAAUCCCAGUAUUCUAGCAGUGCAGAGGUCAGCUAUGCUCAGGAAACAGCAGCAGCAACAGCAACAGAGCUCCUCAAACAGUGACUCAGAUGAGGAAUCCUCCAGUAGUGAUGACUCAGAUGACGAUUCUUCAAGGAAGCGAAAGAGUAAAGGGACUGAUUCGGACUCCGAUUCUGGGUCUGGCUCAGGAUCUGGUUCAGGGAGUGACUCGUCCAAUUCUUCAGCUGAGGAAGAAGCAGAGAACAGUGAAGAGUCUGUUUCAGACUAUGAGCCUAGCCACAAAGUUAAAAGCAGAAAGCCACCUAACAAGACAAAUGCCAGAAAUGGAAAAAAGAGCAAGGUUUUUAAAAAAAAGCCCUCUGCCUCUUCGUCAGACGACGAUGACGACUAUAAAAAAGCUCUGGCUGGUCCUCGGAGGCAGGCUACAGUGAAUGUCAGCUAUAAAGAGGAUGAAGAACUGAAAACAGACUCUGAUGACUUGGUGGAGGUGUGUGGUGAGGAUGUCCCACCACCUGAGGAGGAUGAGUUUGAGACCCUGGAAAGAGUGAUGGGCAUGAGAAUAGGACGAAAAGGAGCCACUGGGGCCACCACCACAGUCUAUGCGGUUGAGGCUGACGGAGACCCUAAUGCCAACUUCAACCCGAACAAGCAGCCAGGAGACGUGCAGUACCUGAUCAAAUGGAAAGGCUGGUCACACAUUCACAACACCUGGGAGACAGAGGACACUUUGAAGCAGCAGAAUGUAAAGGGCAUGAAGAAACUGGACAACUUUAAAAAGAAGGAGCAGGAAAGGAAGAAAUGGCUCAAAGCAGCAUCACCUGAGGAUAUAGAAUACUUAAACUGCCAGCAGGAACUUAUGGAUGACCUGCAUUCACAGUAUCAGCUUGUGGAGAGAAUUAUUGGCCAUUCAAAUCAGAAGUCAGCAGCAGGCUACCCAGACUACUUAUGCAAAUGGCAAGGGCUUCCAUAUUCAGAAUGCAGCUGGGAAGAUGGGGCACUUAUUGCUAGAAAGUUCCAGAAGUGCAUAGAUGCCUACAUGAGCCGGAACCAGUCCAAAUCGAUCCCAUUCAGGGACUGCAAGGUUUUAAAGCAGAGGCCGCGGUUUGUGCCUAUGAAGAAACAGCCUCAUUAUAUUGGCGGGGAAGGACUUGAGCUUCGAGACUACCAGCUCGACGGCUUGAACUGGAUGGCGCAUUCGUGGUGCAAGAGUAACAGUUGUAUCCUAGCAGAUGAGAUGGGACUUGGAAAGACUAUUCAGACCAUUUCCUUUCUGAACUAUCUGUUCCAUGAGCACCAGCUCUAUGGACCGUUCCUACUGGUGGUACCAUUGUCUACACUCACUUCCUGGCAGAGGGAAAUCCAUCUCUGGGCCCCACAGAUGAAUGUGGUUGUCUACCUGGGUGACAUCAGCAGUAGGAACAUGAUCAGAACACAUGAGUGGAUGCAUGUCCAGAACAAGCGGCUAAAGUUAAACAUCCUUCUCACUACAUAUGAAAUCCUCCUGAAAGAUAAGUCAUUUCUGGGGAACGUGAAUUGGGCAUUCAUUGGUGUGGACGAGGCCCACAGGUUAAAAAAUGAUGAUUCCCUUUUGUAUAAGACCAUGAUUGAGUUUAAGUCCAACCACCGGCUCCUUAUCACAGGAACACCUCUGCAGAAUUCCCUCAAAGAGCUAUGGUCACUCCUUCACUUCAUCAUGCCUGAGAAGUUUCACUCAUGGGAGCGGUUUGAAGAAGAGCAUGGUAAAGGCAGGGACUCGGGCUAUACUAGCUUACAUAAGGAGCUGGAGCCUUUCCUGCUCCGGAGGGUAAAAAAGGAUGUGGAGAAGUCACUACCUGCCAAGGUGGAACAGAUCCUCAGAGUGGAGAUGAGUGCCAUCCAGAAACAAUACUACAAGUGGAUCUUGACUAGAAACUACAAGGCACUCAGCAAAGGCACGAAAGGAAGCACGUCUGGUUUCCUCAACGUUAUGAUGGAGCUGAAGAAGUGCUGUAACCACUGCUACCUCAUCAAACCGCCAGAGGACAAUGAUUUCCACAACAAAGCAGAGGCCUUGCAGCACCUAAUCCGCAGUAGCGGGAAGCUGAUACUUUUGGACAAGCUUCUUCUACGGCUGAAGGAGCGUGGCCACCGUGUGCUCAUCUUCUCCCAGAUGGUUCGGAUGCUGGACAUCCUUGCAGAAUACCUGAAGAGCCGCCAGUUCUUAUUCCAGAGGUUGGAUGGCUCCAUCAAAGGCGAGAUGAGAAAGCAGGCAUUGGAUCAUUUCAAUGCAGAAGGAUCUGAGGAUUUCUGUUUCUUGUUGUCCACACGAGCAGGUGGCCUGGGCAUUAACUUGGCUUCUGCAGAUACUGUGGUCAUUUUUGAUUCAGACUGGAACCCCCAGAAUGACCUGCAGGCUCAGGCUAGAGCUCACAGGAUCGGGCAGAAGAGACAGGUGAACAUUUAUCGUUUGGUGACUAAGGGGUCUGUGGAAGAAGACAUCAUUGAACGAGCCAAGAAGAAGAUGGUGCUGGACCACCUCGUAAUUCAGAGGAUGGACACUACAGGGAAAACAGUCCUUCAUACCGGUGCUGCUCCUUCCAGCAGUUCUACCCCUUUCAAUAAAGAGGAGUUAUCUGCUAUUUUAAAGUUUGGUGCUGAAGAACUUUUUAAGGAGCCAGAAGGAGAAGAACAAGAGCCACAGGAGAUGGAUAUUGAUGAAAUUCUGAAGAGAGCAGAGACCAGGGAAAAUGAUCCUGGGCCAUCUACUGUAGGAGAAGAGCUGCUUUCACAGUUCAAGGUGGCGAAUUUUUCCAUGAUGGAGGAGGAAGAUAUGGAUAUGGAUGGAGAUGGCAAACAAAAGAAUUGGGAUUCAAUCAUUCCUGAAGAGCAGCGCAGGAGACUGGAGGAAGAGGAGAGGCAGAAGGAGCUAGCAGAGAUCUACAUGCUGCCUCGCAUGAGAAACUGUGCCAAACAGAUAAGCUUUAACGGUAAUGAGGGCAGGCGAAGUCGGAACCGAAGAUAUUCUGGCUCGGAAAGUGACUCCGCAUCAGACCGAAAGAGGCCCAAGAAGCGAGGCAGGCCACGAACUAUUCCUCGAGAGAAUAUCAAAGGCUUCACUGAUGCUGAAAUACGAAGGUUUAUCAAGAGUUACAAGAAAUUUGGUGGUCCUUUAGAAAGACUGGACGCUAUUGCCAGGGACGCUGAGCUGGUGGAUAAAUCAGAGCAUGACCUGAGGCGGCUAGCAGAGACCGUACACAAUGGCUGUAUUAAAACCCUGAGGGAAAAUCCAUGUGGCCCAGAAAAAACCUCAGGAGGCAGGCGAGGGAAGGUGAAGGGACCUACCUUUAGGAUCUCAGGUGUUCAAGUCAAUGCUAAGCUUGUAAUCUCACAUGAGGAGGAACUGGCCCCUUUGCACAAAGCCAUUCCUGCUGACCCAGAGGAAAGAAAGAGGUAUAUGCUUCCAUGCCAUGCAAAGGCAGCUCAUUUUGAUGUUGACUGGGGAAAAGAAAAUGACUCCAGCCUUCUUAUUGGGAUUUAUGAGUAUGGAUAUGGGAGCUGGGAAAUGAUUAAGAUGGACCCAGACCUUAACCUCACUCACAAGCUUUUACCAGACGACCCUGAUAAGAAACCACAGGCCAAACAGCUCCAGACGCGAGCCGACUACCUCAUCAAAUUACUCAGCAAGGACCUGGCCAAAAAGGAGGCCCAGAGGCAAAUGGGCAUGGCUAAUUCCCGAAAGAGGAAGCCACGAGGAAAGAAGAACAAAACUGUGAAACCGAAGGUGGAAGAAGUUGUCAACAGUCUGUCCUCUGCUCCGCCCUCAGAGAAGAGUUCAGAAGAUGAUGAUGACAAGGAAGAUGAAAAGGAAUCUCCACCCAUCAAGCCACCACCAAACAGAAGGGGACGAGCUUCUGAACGUGUGGUAAAGGAAGAAGAUGAGGAGGAGGAGGAGGAUGACGAUGAAGAAGAUGAGGAGGAGGAAGAGGAGGAAGAAGAGGAGGAGGAGCCAGAGACAGAACCCCAUGUCAAAGAGCCAGAGGAAAAGGAGAUAAAAGAGAGAGAGAUUAAAAAAGAGAAGAAGGAGGACAGUCGGGACAGCAAAGAGAAAAAGGAGCCCAAAGAGAAAAAGGAAAGCAAGCCUGUGGAACACAAAGUGGAGGAAUCCUUUACAGAGAAGGCUCCAGAGAUAAAAGCUGAAGUUCGGGAAAAGAACAAAAAGGCAGACACACCCAUCCAUAUAACUGCUGGAGGGGAGACUGUUCCAAUUACUGAGGAGUCUGAGGAGCUUGACCAGAAGACCUUCAGCGUGUGUAAGGAGCGAAUGCGCCCAGUGAAGGCAGCUUUGAAGCAGUUAGAUCGUCCUGAGAAAGGCCUUUCUGAACGCGAGCAGCUAGAGCAUACUCGGCAGUGCCUGAUAAAAAUUGGAGACCACAUCACAGACUGUCUAAAAGAGUAUACCAACCUCGAACACAUCAAGCAGUGGAGAAGAAAUCUUUGGAUAUUUGUUUCCAAAUUUACGGAGUUUGAUGCUAGAAAACUGCAUAAACUAUAUAAGCAUGCGAUCAAGAAAAGGCAAGAAAAUGCCCAGAUGGUGGACCAAAACACUAGCAUUGUAAAUACACAAGCCUUUAGACACACAGACAUUGAGAGGUUAAAGGAUUCUCAGCAGGACGAGAGCAGUAGAGACAGCUACAGUUCAGACAGGCACCACUCAAGCUCACGUAGCCAUGACCAGAGUAAAGAGCGCCACUCCGGCGAUUCGUACAGGAAAAGCUCAGACUCCAGGAAAAGACCAUACUCCUCCUUCAGCAAUGGCAAAGACCACAGAGAGCGAGACCACUACAGAGAGCGCCAGGACAACAGAUACUACAGCGACAGCAAGCAUAGGAAGCUAGAUGAUCACCGUUCUAGUCGAGACAACUGGUCAGACAGCAACAAUAAGGAGCGUGUACAUUCUGAGCACCGAUCCAGCUCUGAGCACCGAUCCAGCUCUGAGCACCGAUCCAGCGCUGAGCACCGAUCCAGCGCUGAGCACCGAUCCAGCGCUGAGCACCGAUCCAGCGCUGAGCACCGAUCCAGCGCUGACUACAGCCACCACAAGUCCUCUCGUGACUACCGAUAUCACUCAGAAUGGCAAAUGGAGCAGCGGCCAUCGGGUAGUGGGCCACGUUCACCUAGAGACCAGAGGUCACCCUAUGACUCCCGAUCGCCCAUGGGCCACCGGUCGCCUUUUGAGUACUCUUCUGAGCACAAGAGCACACCUGAGCAGGUCUGGAGCAGUCGUAGGACGUAGCGCUCAAUCAGCCAUAGAUACACAAAUGCAGGAAAUGCCUUAUGGUACUUUUGGCCGCUGUACUGCGCAUCUGAGCUUCUCUCUGAGGUCUGGUGCACUCCUCUUCUCCAGGCUAAGUUUGAAUAACUGGGGAUUGAAAACAAAUUACAUAUUUUUGUAUUUAAUUAGUACUGCUGCACCGUUUCUUAGGUGCAGUAGUGAGGUUUAAUUUUUAAUUAUUUUUAUAAAGUGACUACUUUUUUUUUUUUUUCCCUUUUUUUUCCGUGGGGGUAAAAGAAUCCUAAACGCUUGUGUUCCACCACCAUCCGCGACACUGGAUCCUGGCAUUGACUUACCACAUUUUUAAUGCAGCUCUUGACUUUAAACGGAAGUGUUUGAACAGAGGAAACUAGCAUAAUGUACUGUUUUGAUGCUGGGCAAAAAGUUUAAGGGUUUCUCUUCUGAGCAGCCUGAAGGACUGGGGUUCACCUUUCAAAGUACCUCGUUUACAUUUUUUUUUUUUCUUUUUCCAUGUGACCACCAUGCCGUCUUUUUGUUUAUCUUUGCAUCAUGCUUGAAUUAUUUAAUUCUCAGCUGUAACAUAAUCUGGAUUCUGUUUGCAAGCAUCUGAAAAUGUCAUUUUCGUAAAAUUGUACUACUGUAAAUUAUUGUAUAAAAGUAAAUUGAACGGGCUUUUUCUUCUCAGGCUUUUUCUUUAAACUAGUCUGUUCCUUUCCCCACCAACUCAGGCUUUUUUGUCAGUUGUAUUGAUUUAAUGUCCUUAGGACAAAUUAUGUAAAUGUUAUUUACAGUGUAAUUUGGGGAAAGGAGUAACUAAUCUAUUUGUGUAUUCCUGUGAACAGACUUCCUUCAAUCCCAGUUUUUUUGUUUGUUUGUGUUUUCAAAUUCACACACUUGUCCAAGUUGUUCAGCAAAAAAAAAAAAGCCUCACUGAAAUGGCAACAUCAUGUCAGGAAAAACUGUGAGGGGGUGAUUAAAGUUAGAGGCACUUAUGUGAACUUGAAAUAGUUUUCUUUUUCUAUGAAUUUUCAUCUUUCUCAUUUUUUUUUAACUUGCAUUAAAUGUAGGCAAUAAUGUAAAAUCUUCUAUGCAGCCCAAGUGUAUUUCUGGUGAACGGCCCAAUCGAGUCAAAAUGCUGUUACAGUACACACUGUAUAUAGAUCUGCUCUAUAUUUCAAAUCAAAUUUACACUGAAAAUGCAUGGAUUUUUUUAAAAGAAUAAUUGUUUUAUAUAAUUGUUUAUAAAGUCAUUAAACUCGAAUCACUGUUUUCACCUGUA
Messenger RNA from Tachysurus vachellii, 7312 nucleotides. RefSeq names its product chromodomain helicase DNA binding protein 1 (gene chd1). Gene Ontology annotation, molecular function: ATP hydrolysis activity; histone binding; ATP-dependent chromatin remodeler activity. The transcript has 37 exons. NCBI's taxonomy places the organism in Eukaryota, Metazoa, Chordata, Actinopteri, Siluriformes, Bagridae. Gene Ontology annotation, biological process: nucleosome organization; regulation of transcription by RNA polymerase II. Gene Ontology annotation, cellular component: nucleus; chromatin. The coding region runs from base 499 to 6033 and encodes 1844 amino acids. The record is from RefSeq and is a predicted model, not a curated record.